Molecule: messenger RNA, 1050 nt
Organism: Lagopus muta (rock ptarmigan)
Lineage: Eukaryota; Metazoa; Chordata; Aves; Galliformes; Phasianidae
Product: synapsin-1-like
Exons: 3
Coding region: 1-1050 (349 amino acids)
Source: RefSeq, a predicted model, not a curated record
AUGAACAGCUGGGAGAAAGCACAAGAGGAAACACUGCACAUUUUCUUCUGCAGCAAACUGGGAAUGAAACCAGAGAAGCUAGAAGGGAAAUGUGCAGCUGCGAAGGAGAAGGAGGUUUAUUAUGGUUAUUGUAUUUUAAACACGCCUAUUACACAAAGCUCAAAAACAGCGAGCAAGCAACAGUUCUGGAAACUGUGCAUCACCUCUUGUCACAGGCGGCAGCCAGCAGGCGCUGCGCACAAACAAACGCCCGCCACUCCGCCCGCCCCGAAACGCGGAGAGCCCCGCGGCGCGGCGCCGACGGACGGGCGGGGAGAGGAGAGCCCAUGCCGGCAGCGGGUGCCGUGGGCGGCGACGCGGCGCUUUGUCUCGCACCGCAAACGCCGCGGCCGGCCCCGCGAAGCGCAGACCGUUACCGGGCUCCGAGACCCCGCCGCGGCCGGCCGCGGGGCGAGGGGCAGGAGCCGCCUCGGCGGCCGGGGGGCUCCCGCCGCCGCGUCCGCGUUUCAACGGCCGCCACGGCGUUCCAUUUUCCCUCGGCGCACCCCGCGGGCAGAGCGCCGCACCGCGGGCGGGAGGAGCCCGCCGGGAGCUGCCCCGCGGCCCCGCCAAGUUUGCACCGCGCCCCCCACGUGGCCGCUCUCGCCCCGCGCGCCUUUAAACUCCCCGAGUGCGGGCGGGCGGGGCGGCGCCGGGCACACGCAUCGCGAGGGGCCGCUGCACCUGCUGCCCGCCGCACCCCCUCCCCCCAAUCCUGGCCCGAGCGACAACUUGUGCCCCGUUCCAACGAGGGCGAUUUUUACGCUGUCGAAGCGUUUUUUUCGCCUCCGAGUCCCAACCGGCGCUCGGCGCAGCGACCUUCGGCACCCAACUGCUCUCCCGCCGCCUCCGGAGCGACAAAAAAACCCAUCAAAUAUGGCUGUGCUGGCGGCUCCCCGGCGGGCGCUGCGGCGGCGCGGGGCGGCGGCACGGUUACCUGCUGGUGGCGGGGCGGCGGCGGGCGGCGCGGCCGGGCUCCCCCUGCGCGGAGGGCGCGGGGCCGCCGCAUGA